Diaporthe batatas is the source of this 855-nucleotide messenger RNA. RefSeq lists its product as uncharacterized. The record is from RefSeq and is a predicted model, not a curated record. Bases 1 to 855 code for a protein of 284 amino acids. Lineage: Eukaryota; Fungi; Ascomycota; Sordariomycetes; Diaporthales; Diaporthaceae. Gene Ontology annotation, molecular function: oxidoreductase activity, acting on paired donors, with incorporation or reduction of molecular oxygen; heme binding; monooxygenase activity. The transcript is spliced from 4 exons.
AUGAGAAGGACAGAUGUUGUCGGAGCGGUUAGCUUCUCGAGAACCUUUGGCUUUGUGGACACAGGAGCGGACCACGGUAUCUUGGCCCGAUUGCAACGGUCGAUCGCCUCGAUCGGCUGGCUGCAGCAUGCGCCAUGGCUGCUGAACAUCCACAAUGCGCUGAUUCCCAUAAUUGGCAACUGGGUAGGUCUGAACGACCGCCACGGGAAAUUCUUCGACAUGUCAGAGGAAGAGGUAGAGUCGUGGAAGCAGAGGGGACGGACCGAGAAGGACAUGGUAGGCUUGCUUGUUGACGUGCAGCGGACCAAACCCGAGUUGAACGACAAGAACAUCAAGUACAUGAUGAGCACGAACAUCUUCGCCGGCUCAGACACCACCUCAACCUCCCUUCGGGGCACCAUGCUGCACCUGCUCCGCAAUCCCGACAAGAUGAGAUGCCUGAUGGAGGAGCUGGAGGGAAAGAAGGCUAGGGGGGAACUCAGCGACCCCCCUACGUAUGAAGAGACCUUGGAAUGUCCCUAUCUACAAGCUGCGAUGUACGAGGGUGUCCGUCUGUACCCAGCCAUCGGCUCCCCGUUGGCUAGGGUUGUGCCGGAGGGUGGUAUGGAUGUUGACGGCCGCUUCGCCCCGGAAGGAACGAUUGUAGGCUCAAGUGCAUACAUUAUCAACCGGCUGCCACAGGUUUGGGGCCCCGAUGCGAACGAAUUCAGGCCCGAGAGAUGGCUUGAUUCCAAAGAGAACGUUUCCGCACUGAAUUUGAGCUGGCUGGAAAUGUCCAAGAUGAUCCCCUGGCUACUCCUCCGUUACAACUUGACCCAGGUGGAUGGAGAUAAAGUGUACGAGGAAUAUGGGUGA